AUGGCGUUAUUCACUCGCUCUGCACGAAAUGUUCUCUUCGAAUCGAGGUCGAUAAUACAGCCGGCAGUCUUCCGCGCACGAAUAACAACCGUAUCGCAUAACCUCGACACAUCAAAUACUCCCGAACCGCUCAUCCAGUCUGGACACCGCAUAUCAGAAGAAGCCAAAGAGCGCGCUCAAACACCACAGCCUCUACCUAAAAAGGCACCAAAGCCCGCUUCCGACAAAGUCUCGCCACACGCCCGCUCAGAGAUCCUCGCAAAGACCCUCACACCAUCCAUCCGAACCCUUCUCCCACUCCUCCAAACCCAGCCAGCACACUACAUAACCGCACAUCUACAUGGCCGACCCUACCUCCUCACCCGCGGCGAUACGCUCCGCCUUCCCUUCCACAUGCCAAACAUCCGCCCUGGAGACGUAUUGCGCUUAAACCGGGCCACACACAUUGGAUCUCGGGACUACACGCUCAAAGCCCCAGAGCCGAUAAAGGGAAAUGCUGAUCACGGGAAGAAAUUGUUUUACUUGGAUGAGCGAUUAUAUACAUGUCGGGCACGAGUCGUGGGUAUAGAGAGUGAACCAUUGCGGGUCGAGGAGAAGACGAAGAGGAGACAAAGACAUACCAAGCAUGUUAAGAGCAAGCUGCGCUUUACCGUCUUGAAGAUCACAGAUCUGGAUGUGAAGAGCUUGGAGGAGUAUGAGGCAGCGUUGGAGCCAAAGGAGGUAGAGGGUGUGCAAUAG
Messenger RNA from Pyrenophora tritici-repentis Pt-1C-BFP, 738 nucleotides. NCBI's taxonomy places the organism in Eukaryota, Fungi, Ascomycota, Dothideomycetes, Pleosporales, Pleosporaceae. The record is from RefSeq and is a predicted model, not a curated record.